This is a messenger RNA of Condylostylus longicornis, 2115 nucleotides long. Its product is annotated as allatostatin-A. The transcript is spliced from 3 exons. NCBI's taxonomy places the organism in Eukaryota, Metazoa, Arthropoda, Insecta, Diptera, Dolichopodidae. The record is from RefSeq and is a predicted model, not a curated record. The coding region runs from base 561 to 1199 and encodes 212 amino acids. Gene Ontology annotation, molecular function: neuropeptide hormone activity.
UAACAAUCCUCUGGCUAGAAAGUAUAGCUGAAGAAUAAAAUUUCAAGAAGAAAUUUUUGUUUUUUAAGCAACAAAAUUAAUAUACCGAAUAUUGGACUAAAAAAAUUUAUUAAAAUAAAAAAAAAAUAAAAAUUAAUAUAAUUAAUUGCAAGAUUAAUUACAAAUAAUUAUAAAAUUAUUGUAAUUAUUGGUGAAAAGUGUAAAUAAAAAAUUAAAAAAAAGUUAAUUAAAAAUUAAAGAGAGAGAGAAGCUAUUUGGCCCAAAAGAGUGUUAUAAUUCAAAAGUGUUGUCUUAACUGAAUUUCGUUUAUUAUUUUGACAAAAAUAAAUUAUAAUUAAAAUUAAUUAUAAUUUUUUAAGAAAUAAUUAAUAAAAAAAUUAAUUUUUUAUUUUCCAAAAAAAAAAAAAUUUAAUUAAGAAAAUUAAGACUUGGGAAGACUUGUGCUUCGAAAGUAAAGAGUUUUAUUAACUGAUUUUCAAAAGAUUAUCAAAGGCUUCAAACAUUAAUAAUCAAUUUUAAUUUUAUUGAUCAACAGAAAAACAAAUAAAUUCAAUAAAAUAAUGAAAAUGUAUACGGCAACUAUUUCAUCAUUAAUAUUUUUCAUAAUAUUUUGGAUAUCAUUAGUUAUGGGAAAUGAAUAUGAUCAUGAUCCAACAACACAAGAAUUAGCAAAUGUUUUACUCGGAUAUGAUUUAGAUGGUAAUGAAGCUGAUAAUGAUAUAUCAAGUGAUGUAGAUAAACGUUCAGAUAGAUAUGCAUUCGGUUUGGGACGACGUGCAUAUCAUUAUACAUCUGGUUUAUCUGGUGUUAAACGUCUUCCAAUAUAUAAUUUUGGAUUGGGAAAACGUGCUAGACCUUAUUCAUUUGGUUUGGGUAAACGUACAUAUAAUAAAGAUGAUGAUACAAAUAUGUUAUUAGAAGCAACUGGUGAACAAAUUUAUGGACAACCAUCUUCAUUUCCAAGAAAUCAAAGGAAUCGACCAUACAGUUUUGGACUUGGUAAACGUUCUUCACCCGAUAAUUUAAUGUAUGCUAUGGAAAGAAGAAUACCACAAGGAAACUUAUACAAUUUUGGUUUAGGAAAGAGAUCUCCAUCAACAUCUGAUAAUGAAUUGAAUGAACAUGAUCAUAAAGUUCAGAAACGAGAGACAAAAGGAACACAAAUACGAAAUUUUGAUUUUGGAUUGGGAAAACGUUAAAAAUAUUAAACACAAAAAAAAAAUAAUAAAAAUUAAUUAUUCUUUUAACUCUUUUUUUCAAAAUUUUAUUUUAAUUUUCAAAUAAACUAUAACACAAAUUGCUCAAUUAAAAAGAAACUACGAAACCCAAUUAACUUUAAAAGCUAAAAGAAAAGUUCAAUUAUAGUGUUAAAAACAAAAAAUGCAUAACAACAAUUUAAAAAAAAACAUAAAAGAUAAAGACAACUUUAAAAAUUACAUUAUAUUAUACAUAUACCAAAAUAUAUAAUAAAAUAAAUUCAAUAUUAAAAAAUUGUAAAAAAAAUAUAUUUAAUAUAAAACAAAAAUUAAACAAAAAUUAAUUUACAUUAUGUAUAUAUAUAUAUAGAUAAAUAAAUUAACCAAUAAUAUUAAAUGGAAUGAAAUGAUUUCUUCCAGCAAAAUCAUUUUAUUUUAUUUAAAAUUUUUUAACAUGUAAUUUAAUGCUUUCUUCUGAUUUUAGAACACAUAAAUUGAAAGUUUACAUAAUAAUAUGUAUGUAUGCAUGUACAAAGAUUCGGGUGUUUGUUAAUAAUAUAUAAUUUAUGUAUAAAUAAUAAUAGUGUAGAGUAGAAAAUUAUAUUUAUUAUGAUUUAUAUGGAAUUAUGACAAGCACACAUAAAUUCAAGUCCCCCUAUAUAUCAAUCAAGAUGAAAUACAAAAAUAUGUACAUGCAAUAAGACUCAAAUUUGCAAAUCAAUAUCCCUGUGUAGCUUAAAAUACCAAAUAUAUUCCAUAUUUUUGGUGUCCCAUUUGGAAAAUUUUCAUUCAUGCAAAGAAAUAUAAAAAUAAUUUGACUAAUAAAAUGAUUUUCAGCUCAUCUGAAUUGGUUUCCAACUCGUAUUAUAAGUAUGUAGUAUGUACAAAUUUAAUUUUCAUAAUUUUUAUAAAAAAUUUA